CCACUCUGGCAGGCUGGCUGGCUGGCUAGCUGGCUUCGUUGCUCACUCGCCCUCCUUCUCCCCCAACGCUCACCUCAACCUCUCUCCCUACCUACCUGCCUCCCUCUCACACCACCACCCCUCAUCACAGCGGCGCUGCUCCGUGCCACGCGUACACCCACCUGCCCAACCCACGUCGUAGGUACCGUGCCACGUGCUAUCACCGCGCCACGCACACCCCACCUGCAUUUACGCCUUCAAUGGCGUGCGAUUCCCAUGCAGUUCCACGCAAUCGUCGUCGUCGUCGUCGUCGUCGUCGUAGUAGUCGUAGGUGACGAAUUCGCAGCUGCCGACGCCGACGCCGCCGCCACCGCCACCGCCGUCGCCAUGUCAGCGAGCAGCAGCAUGUGCAUGCUACUCCACGUGUUACCACCUUGGGAGAGUGCGCAAGGCAUACAAUUACACCUCAUGAUCGCGUGCAACGCAGCCACGUAUUGGCACAUCGCCAAGUUCACUUCGCCGCAUAACCCCCUCGAUCCAACACUGCUCUCCCCCCCUCCAACACUCUCUGUCCCCCUCUAUCGCCUCAUCGCCUCCUCGCCGUCCCCAACCACCGCAAAUGUUAAUUUCACCCACUCACACCCACUUAAAUAA
This is a messenger RNA of Mesocestoides corti, 633 nucleotides long. NCBI's taxonomy places the organism in Eukaryota, Metazoa, Platyhelminthes, Cestoda, Cyclophyllidea, Mesocestoididae. The record is from the annotation of a GenBank genome assembly.